AAUACAGAUACAUGUAUGUACUUGUUAUUCAGAUCCAGUGAAUUAUGAGGUAACAGUGACACGAGAUUUCCAUAGCUGUGCUUUAAAUGGUCGGGGUGAUUUGGGAUUAUGGGGUUACUGUUUGGUCGACUGCCUGCCACGUGUGGGGUGUGCACAUGUGUUUCCUUCCGCCAUGCUUGUACCAUGGAGGUAUGAACUAUCAGUGUAUAUUGUUGCAUGUUUUGACUGCCUAAUCUCCCUAUGUCAUGAAUGUGAGCACUGGGGCGGAAUGUUUGUGUUUGCGAUAUAAAAAAUUACCGUGUUUAUCUACGGGUUUCGUCGGUUACUGCGGGUACCACGUGGAUGUGUUAACAAUCAGUUAUCAAGAAGACUACGAGUAGGCCUACCACGAGUGCGUCGUGAUUGGUUUUCUGUGCUUCAAUGGUUAUCAUGCGCCCAUACGUCAACUUCUACAGCAACAAUGACGAAAAUAGUGGAGCCAACGAUAGUGAAUUUUUCACCUUUGUUGCGGCUACACAAGUACAAAGAUGAUACCAAUACUCCAUUAGUAUUACUCAUGCCAUGGGCUACAGCCACCGAGAGGGCUCUAGAUCGGUUCCGUACACUCUACGCACGGCAGGGUUUCAAUGUCAUAACAGCAUACGCCACUCACCCUAAACUCUACAUGUGGCCUCAGACUGCUGUCCCCGUUGCAGCUGAAAUAUCCAAUUAUUUGAUCACGAAAACUGACGCGUCACCGAUUGUUGUGCAUGCCUUUUCUAUUGGUGCUUACAUCUACUCGGUGCUGCUAGCCCGUGUCAUGGAGCACAGCCGGGAGUUCAGAAAGCUGCAACCGAGAAUUCACGGCCAAGUGUUCGACAGCAUCGUCAUUGGUACGCUGAAGGAGCAGAGAUACGGGCUGUCUCAGAUACUGGCUAAAUCAUGGCUCCUCCGGCAGGUAAUCUUCUCGGCCACUUCGCUGUACUUCUAUCUCACUCGUAGUUACACAGUGGCACACUAUGACAGAUUCAUUGACAUCUUCUGGAACAACCCUUUCAAGACGUCCGUCUUGUGUAUCUACUCCUCUCAGGAUCCCAUGUGUAAGACAGAAUCCAUGGAGAGAUUGAUCGACUUGUGGAAAGUCCGCACGGGUAACGUGCCUCACUUUAAACAAUUUGACGGUUCCCAUCACGCCGAGUGCCUUCGUAAUUUUCCGGAAGAGUACGAAGAUUGCUUAGUAAAAUAUCUCAACACUCUAAACCUUGAUAAGGUUACAUCAAUUUCAAAACUAUAGAAUAAACAUUAAAAAAAACUGCAAAACAGGGAGCCAGUUUAAAGUCUGGGGGGAUACCAUUUUUUUUUUUGCGAGGCGGAUGCAGAGAAAAUAACUGCGAUAUCAGUCUGGAUAUCAAGUCUAGACGCUCCCCCUACACAAACUUGCAAAGGUCGCACUUUUGCCGUGUCGAACUCGACAAAUUUUCACUUGAUUUUCACUCGACAAUAAUUCAUAAUGAUAUGGUUUUCCACCGUAAGUUCUGGCCUUAUUAUUACCAACGUUGGUGAGUGGCGUUCAUCGACUUUUCUUAAAGCCAUUAUACACUUUCGGUAAACAGUAUUGUCCAAGUCCCACACUUCGUGUAUCACA
Asterias rubens (European starfish) is the source of this 1624-nucleotide messenger RNA. RefSeq lists its product as uncharacterized. NCBI's taxonomy places the organism in Eukaryota, Metazoa, Echinodermata, Asteroidea, Forcipulatida, Asteriidae. The record is from RefSeq and is a predicted model, not a curated record. The transcript has 3 exons. The coding region runs from base 461 to 1273 and encodes 270 amino acids. Gene Ontology annotation, molecular function: serine hydrolase activity.